This is a messenger RNA of Tripterygium wilfordii, 864 nucleotides long. RefSeq lists its product as uncharacterized. Bases 214 to 561 code for a protein of 115 amino acids. The record is from RefSeq and is a predicted model, not a curated record. The transcript has 4 exons. Lineage: Eukaryota; Viridiplantae; Streptophyta; Magnoliopsida; Celastrales; Celastraceae.
AUCUUCAAAUUUCAAAACCGCUGACAGUUCGUUUACAGAGCAAAAACAUGAAGUUCGUAGAAAUAUUAAGAGUGCACAAAAUUGGGUGUGCAAAAGAAGUCCCAGAAAUAUUCUCCGAAAAAAGCCCAAACGCUUUCUGAACCGAAGGCAAUCGAAUAAGAGAGUAGGGAGUAGGAGGAUAAAGGAAGGCAUAGUGCACGGCUAAAGAAGGAGAUGGCGGAGAUCAGCAUGGAGCAAAAGAGCGUCGUGGAGGGACAGAAACAAGUGUGGAAGAAGUAUGAGCAAAUUCAAAGGGAACGCGAGCAACUGUGGAAGGAAAAGAGUUAUUUUCACAGCAGAGUCAUGCUUCUAAAAUGUGCUCAAUCGAACGAGCGUGCCUGCCGAUCGCGGGACAACGCACAAUAUCUCGAGGGAGCCAUAGCGAGGACUGUGCAUCAAAAACAACACAGAAGUUGUAAAUCAACAAGACAGAGCAGAUAUCAGAAAGGAAACAUAAAGGCGGCGAUUAUGCGAGUAAGGGAAGAGAUGGCGGAGAUUAGUGAAACACAGAGUUCCAUCUGAGAGGGUCAGAGGCAAGUGAGGGAAAAAUUCGAGGAGAUGCGGAGAGAGCGUGAGUGAUUGAGGAAGGAAACGGAGGUUAUAUCGAAGCAGAGUGCGAGCAUCCAAUUACGUCUAAAUUUCAUGUUGCAAAUAUCAAAAGCAAAAGCUCAAGGCGAUUCUGUUCUGGCCGAUCAGCUUCUCCAGUCUCUCCGGUUGGUUUUGAUUUCCAUACCUUUCAACACUCUUUAUAUAGUGGUUAUCUCUAUAUAUUAUGCAUAUAUCUUAUGUUUUUCCUAUAUAUGAUAAAUAAAGUUAUUGUGCUUC